Closterium sp. Naga37s-1 is the source of this 5193-nucleotide messenger RNA. The record is from the annotation of a GenBank genome assembly. Lineage: Eukaryota; Viridiplantae; Streptophyta; Zygnematophyceae; Desmidiales; Closteriaceae.
AUGACAUCUGGAUCUCUUCAGACGCUACUACAGCUGCAGACAGCACCUACAAAUCAACAAACAACCACCUCCUCUGAACCGCCUCCCACAGCCAACGACGGUGACCCUUCCGCUCCUCUAGAGAAUGCCGAUGCUCUAGAACCCGUUACUAGCCACGACGUGAAGAAUGGUGUUUCUGUAAACGAUCCUACUCCUGCGAACGAGCCUAUUCCCGGUUCGGACUCCGCUAAUGUUGCAAAGCAGUCAGUUGACGGCAACGACGCGACCGAGCGUAAUGAUAGCGAGAAGAAGACUAAGCGUAAUGGAUCGGAAGCUGGAGCUUCUGAGGUCGACGGUGGCCAGACGGGUUUGGAGCCACAGCUCGCGCCGACGCUUGCGCCAGGCGGAGGCGGAGCGGAAGGCGGAGGUAACGCGGAAGGCGGAAGCGGGAGGGGAGGUGGAGCGGAAGGCGGAACGGAAGGCGGAGGUGCAAAUGUUGCGGAAGCGCCGGUUGAUGUCGGAGGAAAGCUACCCGCGGAGCUUCCGCAGUCGGCGCAGUUUCCGGCGGAUCGUCCGCGGAAGGACAUGAUGCAAAUGUUUCAGGAGCAGACGGCAUCCGUCCUGCUGGAUCCUAUCGAAGCUGCUUUUGACGAGGAUGGCCUUGGCGAGGAUGACGCGGACCUUGACGGAGACAUGGACGGUGGCGAUGAGGAUGAUGACGCAGACGCUUUUUCCCCGCUCAUUGGGGACACGCUGGGCGGGCGGCCGUUCAAACGGCGCACUUUCGCGGAGGCGGACGCCGUGCGCGUGGGGAUGGCGUUCCUGGAGCGCGGGGAGAAGAAACCGCGCGUGGAACGAGACGCGGCGCUACCGCGCGGACCGGCGCAGGGGCUGGAUCAGCCACAUCCGCACAAAAUCCACUCGCGGCUCGGGCACCAGCCGCAUCUGCAUCCUCCGCCACCGCCGCAGCAGCAGGUGCCCCUGCCUUUGGAUCCCCUCUUUGGCCGCUUCGGGCGGCGACCCCAAGGGGAUAGCAAGUUCGUUCCGGAUUGGGCGGCGAACUUCGCGGCGGAGAUGGGCAUAAGCGCGCGGCCGAAGGCCCCGCGUUAUGAGGACGCGCAUUACGAUGAGAUGGGGGAGGAGGAAGAGGAGGAGGACGAGGAUGAGGCGGGGUUUGCGGGCGGAAUGCGGGGAGAGGGCUUGCGGAACUUGCGUGGAAGGCGGGGAUCGGGGGCGGGCUUUCGUGGCAUUGCAGGAUUGGAUGGUUUUGGCGGUGCUGACGUGGACGGGAGGCGGAAACGGAAAGGACGGAAGCGGUUCCAGCAUUUGCGGGACGAGGAUGAUGACGUGGUGGAGGUCAAGGAUGACGUGUUGUUCUUCCCGGCCAACCGCGGGGGAGUGCACAUGGACCGUAGGCGACGCCGUGAGAUGCGGCGUGGGUUGCACCGUGGGUUGCAACGUGGAAUGCGUGGACAUAAGGAGAGCCUUCGAGGUUCGCUAAAGAAGGUCAGGCGUAAGGGACUUGAGAAAGAGAGGACCAAAAUUGGGACGGAAGGGGAAGGAGAAGGGGAAGGGGAAGAAUCAGGAGGUGAAGCAGUGGGUUUGGACGGGAAUAAGAUUCGUUUGACGGAUAGCAUGUCUGUGCCUUUGUUUCCGGGCAGCUUGGGCAGCAGCGGGAUAAAAGGGCAGCCACAAAUGAGCGUUCUUGGGGAUGACUUGUGGGCGGAAGAAGAGGAGGCCGAGGAGGGAGGGGAAGGGGAGGGGGAGGAUGCGGUCGGGGACUGGGCGCACCAGUUGCGCCUGGAGCAGGAGUUUUUGCGCGGGAAGGCGCAGGACAGGGAGCGCGAGCGGGAGAGGCGGCGGGGGGCGCAGAGGGACAAGGCGGGGGAAAAAGCGCUGCCGGGGCAACAGCAGGGAGAGGAGGAGGGGAAGGAUAACCAGGAGGGAGUUGCGCCCGGCGCGGUUGGUCUCGGGGCGGAGGGGGAGGGGAAGGCGGAGGGGGAAGGGGAGGCGGAAGCCGGCGCUGCUACUGGCGGAGUUCCCGAAGGCGCUGAUGAUCAGGAACGGGCGGAAAAGGAGAAGGAGCAGGCGGGGAGGGAGCGUUUGGAGAGGGAGAGAAGGGAACGCGAAAGGAUGGAAAGAGAGAGGGCGGAGAGGGAGCGGGUGGACAGGGAACGUCUGAGGAGCCAACAGAAGCUUCUAGAAGAGGCUAUAGUGGAGAUGAAGCGCAUGAGGGGAGAGCAGAUCGCGAUGGGGCGGGAGCUGAGGCGCGCGCGGAACACCAAGGAGGCGGCCAAGCAGGCGUUCGGAGAGCUGAAGAAGCAGGUUGUGGUGCAGGAGCACAUGCUGGCGCAGGCGCGCGUGCAGCUCUCCUUGCUGGAGGGGGUCAACAAGGCGCCGACGAAGGAGAUCUCGCCACACCUUCCCCACCGCUUCCCACCGCUGGUGGCGCAGGAACACAUGCUGGCGCAGGCGCGCGUGCAGCUGUCGCUGCUGGAGGGAGUCAACAAGGCGCAGACGGAGGAGAUCUCGCCACACCUUCCCCACCGCUUCCCACCGCCUCCCACCGAUCCCAACCCUUCCCACCGCUUCCCACCACUCUCUCCUCCCCUCCGUCAGGUGGUGGCGCAGGAGCACAUGCUGGCGCAGGCGCGCGUGCAGCUGUCCCUGCUGGAGGGGGUCAACAAGGCGCAGACGGAGGAGAUCUCGCGCCUCUGGAUGGCCGCCACUCAGAACCAACCCGGGCUCGCCCCUGUCACGGGCCUUGCUGCUCCCCCUGGUACCGUCAUGGGGUCUGAUACGCGGUUCUUUGCCACUUCUGCCGGUGGUUUUGGCGGUGCUGGUGGUGCUGGUGGUGAUGGUGUGCGUGGGGCAAGAGGAGAGAGUAGUGCUGCUGGCGGCACUGCUGCUGGUGGGGCUGAUGGUGGGUCCAGUGAGGAACAACAGCAGCAGCUGCAGCAGCAGAAGCAGGACCUUCAGAAGCAGCAGCAGCAGCUGCAGCAACAGCGCGAAGCCGUAACCGCCCAGGCACUCGCAGCGGAUCUCGAGUUAAGUGCCACGAAGCUACAGAUAGCCAUGAAGGAGCGGCCAGUGCGCACCCUCCUGCAAAUCGCCUGGAGCCCUGCAAACAACAUUGGCACGCUCGCCAAGGCGAAGUUUAAGGAAGCAAACGGAGGAAUGGCUGUGGGGCAUCCAGGGGACAUGCAGUGGGACGACGUUCUCAAAGCCCUGGAGGAGUAUAUUCGGCUGGGGUCACUGGAAUUCGCUAAGUACCAGCUCAUGUUUGGUUUUAAGGAAAAGGCAGUGUAUCGUGCCCGAAGCAGAUUGCAGGACGGGCGGACCCAAGCCAGGCUGCUAUCCGCGGCGCAUGAUGAGGCUCGGCAGCAGCUGAUGGAGGGGACGUUGGAGUUUGAGGCGCAUGCUUUGGCGUCUUCUGUGGCGGCCAGCGUGCGGCAGCUUCUGGGAACCGUGGAAGACGAGAAGCACGAGGAUGAGGACGAGGAAGCGGCAGUUCAGUCGUUGAUCGCGUCAGCCGCGGCUAACGCGGAGAAUGCAGCGAGGGAAGCGGAGAGGGAGGUGAUUCAAGCCCAGACGAAAGCGGCUGAAGGUCUCCCCCCUGCCGCUGACCCUGCUGCCGGCGCUGCUGCUGCUGCUGCGGGUGUUCCUGGAGGUGCGGGUAUAGAGGGUGGGGUUGGGAUGGAUGGGGUAGACGCUGCGGGGGAGAUGGGCGCAGGAGGGGAGGGCGAUGGGGUGAUUCGGCGGAAGCCUGGGCGGCCGCGGGGAGGGGGGGCUGCGCUGGCGAUAGGAAACGGGGAUCUCCCCGCGCUCUCCCGUGUGCGCAUCCCCAAGAUGCCCACCCUCCCCGCGUCCGCGCAGCAGGCGAAUGGGGAGGGGAAGAAGAAGAAGAGGAAGAACCGGGGGAGGGGGAGGGGGGCUGCGGAAGGGGGCGGGGGGGAAGGGGCGGAUGAGAUGGGGAACGCGGGGGAGCUUGGUGGGGGGGGUGAGGGGGCGGGGGGAGGGGAGGGGAUGGCGGGCGCGGAGGUUGAUCCAGCAGCGGCGGCAGCAGCAGCUGCUGCUGCAGUGGCGGCAGGACUGGAGGGGCAGAUAGACGUUGAGGCGGUGGCAGCAGCACUGGCGCAGGCGACAGGGGGUGGGGGCAACCGGGGCGUGGGGCAGCAGGCAGGAGGUGGCGGGAGGAUCGGGCUGGAAAGGCUGCGGCUGCAGGAGCAGCAGCAGCAGCAGCAACAACAGCAGCAGCAGCAGCAGCAGCAGCAGCAGCAAGAAGGGGAGCAGCAGCAGCUGGGACUGCAGGGGCAGGGGCAGGCGCAGCAGCAGGGGCUGGGGCAGGGGCAGCAGGGAUUAGCGCAGCAGCAGGGAUUGGGGGAGCUUGAGCAAAUGGCAGCGUCCUGGGCGGCAAUAGUUCAGCAGUCGGGAGCAACGGACUCGUCUUCUCUAGUUGAGCUGAGAAACUCGUACAUUCAGCAGCAGCAGAUGCUGCAGCAGCAGCGGCAGCAGAGCCAGCCGCAAGCACUGGCCCAGCAGCAACAGCAGCAGCAGCAGCAGCAGCUAGUUCAGGAGCGACAGGACCUUCAGGGCGCAACCCCGGUGAUGAAUCUCAACUUCCCUGUGGCUGAGGAUGCAGCAGGAGGUGCUGCUGGUAGUGGUAGUAGGCGGGAGUCUCGUCGGCAGCAGCAGCUGCAGCAGCAGCAGCAGCAGCAGCAGCAGCAGCAGCAGCAGCAGCAAGGGCAGUAUCUGGGUGGCCUGGAUAAUGAAACUGAGCCUCUUCAGUUCACUACCCCUGCUGCUGCUGCUGCUGCCACUGCUGGGGGCCAUGCUGGGGCAGCUCGGGUGUUGCAGCAGGGAGGCCUGCAGGCUUCAGCGUGGGGUGAAGUAGCUUCUGCAUUAGGUUCGGUUUCAGGGGUUGGGGUGAAUAACCCUGUGCAUUUCAACCUCGGGCAGCAGCUGGCAGGGAAUCGGGCAGGAGGCGAGGCGGAGUUCGAUCGGGUGCGCCUGUGGGGGAAUGAGUGGGAUGGGGUGAACGCUGGGGCAAAUGCUGCUGCGGCGGUGGCUGCAGCGGCAGCAGUAGCGGGGGGAGGGCAAGGGGAGGAGAGUGCUAGUGCUGGUCUGCAACAGCUGCACAAUCUGGCUGCAGCUCAAAAUCAGUUGCUUCAGUUCUCACGGGCUUUUGGGGCAAAUGCCUUUGCUCGCCAGUAG